Acanthosepion pharaonis is the source of this 1119-nucleotide messenger RNA. The record is from the annotation of a GenBank genome assembly. Lineage: Eukaryota; Metazoa; Mollusca; Cephalopoda; Sepiida; Sepiidae.
AUGUUGGAAAAUUCAGGUGAAAGUUACCAUAAGCCUUGCAACAAUGGUUCCAGUGAUUCAAGCGAUUGUGAAGAUGAACCAGUUGUGAAGAGGAAACGUAAAACCCUUCGUAGAGUCGUUGAUCCUGCCGAGAUUUUAUCAACGAAUCAAAAUCAAGCCAAUGUGUAUACAACAGUUGCACAAAAGUCAUUCGAAGAAAUUCAUUCAUCCAAAUUUGAUUUUGCAAAAUACUGUCAGGAAGAAAAAGUUGAAAUUGAAAAAGAAGAGAAAUUCAAACAGUUGAAAAAUACUUUCCCAUCAGAAAUACAGGAUGAUGUCCUCUGUAUUGAAAGUAAUUGUAGUUCUUCAGGAUUCCAACCUGUUUCUUUUUGCCGCAGUCAGUCUCCAGCACCUCCUUCACCUCCUCCACCUGUUGUAGCAAAUCCAGUACGGACACGUUCUUUCUCCAAAAUAACACAAAAUUUAAAGAAGAUUCAAUCAAGUAUACAAAAAUUAGAUAAAGUUUUGAAUUCCGAUCCAUGUGACAUUCAAUGCUUAGAUGACAGCGUGAUUAUUGUUGAUGAUGAUGACAAAGAAGAAGAAAAUAUUACUUCCUCUCCUGAUGCCUUCAGCAGGGAAAUUGUAGUUAUGGUUAAAAUUGGAUCAGAGAUUAAACGGUUUCCCAUGAAUAAAACUGACACAUUCUGUAAUCUCUUCAGCUAUUUAGCCCAGGAGAAAAAAGUGCCUGAUACUCGGUUGAUGUUACUUCUAAAUGAAAAGACCAUUCAUCAAAAUGAAACACCUGCCUCCAUACAACUGCAGGUUGCUGAUAUCAUUGACUGCCUUAUUACUGAAGAGGAAGAUCCAGAAGAGUUUUCAGAAAGAACUGGACCAAAUGUAAUCAGCUUGGUCAUUCAAAGUAGUAUUAAUCAAAAGUCUAAAAAGACCAUGCGUAUUGGAAAGUUUGAAAUGCUUCAAGGAAUCAUUGAUUUGUACGCCAAGCAGCAUAAACUGCAAGCAGCUGACUUAAAGUUACGUUUUGAUGGGGAAAUUGUUGAUACCUCACAAACACCUGCUGAUUUAGAUAUGGAAGAUGAAGAUUCUGUAAUCUUUUUCUUUCACAAUUAUACCUCCAGAUGA